AUGGCAGCUCACUCUUUGAUCAAGGGCCUCAUCGUCGGGUCAGGUCUCCUCGCGGCCGCCGUGCAGGCUUCCUCGGGAGAUCAUCGCCUGAAUGCUCGAGACAAUGGCGGCUACAGGCCUGAGCCCCAGGGACAUUUUGUCUGCGUCGAGCAGCACAAGAUCGUCAAGGUGACCGUCGGUGAACCCGGGGGCGAGUGCACCAUGACGACCACGUACCCCGGGACCUCUGGUGGUUACCUCAUCCAGGGGACAGUUCUGUACCGACUCAACUUGGAGACUGGCGAUAAUCCGGCUGUCAACGAGAACGUCGGGCCUGGCGGUAACAUCAAUGCCAUCGGUUAUAACAUCCUUGACAAUUACCUCUAUGGCUUUGUGGCCGUGAGUGGCGGCCGCUGGCAGCUGAUCCAGAUUGACGCCGAGGGUGGCCACCAACUGCUUCCCCUCACGGUUGACCGUUUCUACAGUACGGGAGAUAUUGACGCCAACGGCCAGCUGUGGAUUGGGGCAUCCGGGACUACGGCUUGGGCACAGAUCGACCUGGACCCUGAUUCGGCGAGGUACGGACAGCUCGUAGAUUCAGGCACUAUGAAAGUCCCAGGAAACUUCGUUGCUGACUGGGUGUUCCUUGAGAACGGUGGCCCAUACCUCUACUCGAUUGCCUGGUCGACCACAGCUCGCCUUGUUCGCUGGUCCAUCGAGAGAAAGGAGUGGUCGGAGGUCCGUGACUACGGCAACGUCACGCCCGCGGCGCCUCAGUUCGGCGCCCUGUAUGCUGUUGGCGAUGAAAUGUGGGGAAGCGACAACACCUCUGGCAAAAUCAUCGCGUUCCCUGUCCUGGACGAUAAUGCGCCGGCGAGGGAUAUCAGCGCAGGGCCGCCAUCGAACAGCAACGAUGGUGCGCGUUGCUUCGCCGCCCCAGCACCUUCGAACCGCUAA
Molecule: messenger RNA, 936 nt
Organism: Fusarium poae
Lineage: Eukaryota; Fungi; Ascomycota; Sordariomycetes; Hypocreales; Nectriaceae
Exons: 2
Coding region: 1-936 (311 amino acids)
Source: RefSeq, a predicted model, not a curated record